AGAAAAAGUGGCAAAAGAAUCGGACAAAAGAGUUGGCAUCAUGAACGAAAUUUUGAACGGCAUACGCGUUAUUAAAAUGUACGCAUGGGAGCAUUCGUUCACGCAGUUGGUGGACGCCGCUCGAAUGAAGGAAUUACAUCAGCUGCGGUUCCGGUCUUUCUACCAGGCCCUCAUCCUGGGCAUAUUCUACGCGGCAGGCAAACUGUCGCUGCUUUGUGCUGUUGCUGCUUACACAAUUUUUGUCGCAUCGGCGCUGUUCAGUGCUGCCCGUCUUACCGUCAGCCUGUUUCUUCCGUUCGCUGUUCAGAGCUAUUCUGAAAUUAUGGUGACGUUGAAGAGGAUUCAGGCGUUUUUGCUUCUGGACGAAAGACGGUUCGCUUCGCAAAACAGGGGUCUGGACGCAAGGAAAACUGUCUCAUUUGGCCAGACUGAUAACGACGUCAUUAUGGAUAAGUUCUACGCCAAGUACGAUCCGUCUUCGGACACAUUUGCUCUUUCUGACAUAAGUUUCAAAGUCAAACGUGGCCAACUGUUAGCCAUAGUCGGGCCGGUGGGAUCGGGCAAGUCGUCGGUGUUGACCAGUCUCAUUGGUGAAACGGUGAGGGUAGGCGGCACAGCGACGGUCAGCGGACGCAUCGCGUACGUUCCUCAAGAGGCGUGGCUUUUUUCAGGCACCAUUCGUCAAAACAUCUUGUUCGGUAGGUCAUACAACCCUUCGCAAUAUCAGAAAACGAUCGAAGCAGCUUGUCUUCUGGAGGACCUGAAGCAGUUGCGCGAUGGUGACCUGACGUUGGUAGGUGACAAAGGCGCCUCGCUCAGUGGCGGACAAAAGGCGCGCAUCAAUCUUGCCAGGGCGCUUUACUCGGAUGCGGAUGUUUUUCUGCUAGACGAUCCUCUAAGCGCUGUCGAUCCUGCUGUUGGAAACUUUCUGUUCGAGAGGUGAGU
Molecule: messenger RNA, 945 nt
Organism: Soboliphyme baturini
Lineage: Eukaryota; Metazoa; Nematoda; Enoplea; Dioctophymatida; Soboliphymatidae
Source: the annotation of a GenBank genome assembly